Syngnathus typhle (broad-nosed pipefish) is the source of this 725-nucleotide messenger RNA. RefSeq names its product serine/threonine-protein phosphatase 2A 56 kDa regulatory subunit delta isoform-like. Bases 228 to 575 code for a protein of 115 amino acids. The record is from RefSeq and is a predicted model, not a curated record. The transcript is spliced from 4 exons. NCBI's taxonomy places the organism in Eukaryota, Metazoa, Chordata, Actinopteri, Syngnathiformes, Syngnathidae.
UGUGUCAACUUGUCAAGUCACCUCCAACGUGCACGAUCAGCUGCUUAGCCCACUUCCGCAUAUUUGUUUUGGCUAUUUUUUAUUCAGCUAUUUUUUCCAGCAUGAAAUGACUUUUUCUUCACUUCAACUGCAAUUCGUUGCCACUUUUGUCUGCAAGCAGCCUUGAGCCAGCUCGGGAUCAGUCACAUGGAAGAUUCCGACCUGCUGACACUCCACAAGCCUCCAUCAUGCCUCAGAAGAGCAAAAAAGACAAGGACUCCACAAAGUCUGGAAAGGCAAAAAAAUCUGCAAGUGAAAAUGGGCCUGCAAGUGAUGAUGCUUCCAAUAAAAAAGUACCUCCCACCACUCAGCUGAUGAGGAUAAAGCAGCCGGGGUCACACACGGCUGUGAGGAGGGAGAAGAGGUUCAGCUCUUCGUGCUUUGCCCUCAGCACCAACAGAGAGCUGCACAAACUGGAUGCUCUCGCAGGUAUGCCAGUCACUUUAUUAGGCACACUUGUGCAAUCUCAUCGAAUCCAAUACAAGGUCUUCCUCAGGUCCUCAAGCAUGCAUGGGUUUUCUCCACAUGGUACUUGAUUCUCAUUAGAUAUGCACUCUCUCCUUAUCUCACGUUUCACAUCCUCCUCCUCCUCUGAGGGCUUUUAUUGACCUUUUUUUUUGAGGGAUGGCAUGUUUGGCUUACAUCAACAAAGGCAAUCAUAUUAACAAUUUAUAGCACAGGUAGAU